GCUUGAUAACCACAGUCAGUAAAAAUGUUACUUUACAUGUGAAGUCACUGCAUUGAAUUACUUUAGUUUAAAAACUGCUGAUACCUGCAGCAUUUUCCCCUUGAUGGAGUAGUCGAGGGUUUUAUAUCUGAAUUGAAACUUACCCCUUCGUCUGCAGGAAGUACAGCAGGGUGAAUCUGACAUGUGUCACUGAAAGUCACCGACAGGGUGUUUAGCUUCAGCUGGUGGACAUUUCUGUAGAGAAAAUAUUAUUUUGUGUCUAAACGAACAAAAAACUGUAAAGUUCCUUAUUUAUAAAACAUAUGCCACUAUGCAUACAAGCAGCUCAUGACUCAUGACUCCAUGUAUCCAGUCUCGGUGUGAAUAAACACAUGGCAUCUUUAGUGUAUUAACAGUAUUGGGAUAUAUUUUCAACAUGAUACGAAGCUGUUUCCAAGCCGUGAGGACGUUUAUCUCACAUUUCCCUGUUACACUGUGUCCUGAUGCUGUCUCUCAUGGGGCUCUGAUUAAAAGCACGAGGCUCCAGUGCUCGGGACACCGGAGUGCCCGAGGCCUGUCGCAGAUGUCGCUAUGGCCCUUGAGUGCGAAUCCGCGGGACUUCAGCCUCCCCAACGCAUCCUGGAGUGCAGAGAUGCAGCAGGUUUAUGAUCAUUAUAAUGCACUUUGUGAGGUUAAGACAAAAGACAGUGAGGAGAAGGGGCCUUGGUACAAGCUUCCAAGUUACAACCGCUCUCUCAAACAUGCUGCCGGUGGAGUGUACCUGAGUAAAAUCAUCCAGUCUAAAUCUAGACUCUUCACAAGGAGCAAUAAAGAGUAUGGGGCAGCGUUCGAGUACGUGAUUUUUAUGAACAAGCAGGAGAAGAAAUGUGUGUGUGCGUUUCAGUCUGGGCAUCUACUGGAGGGACCUCCUGGACAUGUACACGGUGGAGCAAUUGCCACGAUGAUGGAUACAGUGACAGGUACUCUCGCUGGUUACCUGGCUGGGCCUGUUAUGACUGCCAACCUCAAUAUCAACUAUCGCAGUCCAGUACCACUGGGUAGUGUAGUUUUGCUUCACAGUGCUCUGGAUCGGAUUGAGGGCAAAAAAAUCUUUGUAAACGGCAGAGUGACCAGUACUGAUGAAUCCAAAUUACACACCGAGGCUACAGCGCUAUUCAUAUCAGUGAAUGUGGGCCAUGUGUUUGGAAUAUAAUCCUUCAAGCAGUGUACAAGCCAGUGUGUGUGAGUGCGUGAGUGAGUGCAUGCGUGAGUGAGUGCAUGUGUGAGUGAGCGAGUGUGUGUGAGUGUACGAGUGUGUGAGCGAGCGUAAACAAAUGUUUGUUUUUUGUAUUAGAUUCACCAGACUUCCUUUGACAUGACAUGGUAAAUAUCUACUGUAUUAUCUGCUCUACUUCUUUUUUAGCAUUUAGCAUUUGUUUUUAGUAGAUGCCAUAUAUAGGUAACAAUAAUUGACUUGAUGUAUUAUUAUAAAAUGUUCACUAAUAACCAUUUGUUAAAAUAGCUUGCAAUUCAUAUUGUAUUAGUGGGUACAUGCAAUUAUUUAAAU
This is a messenger RNA of Tachysurus vachellii, 1546 nucleotides long. It is a transcript of the gene them4, whose product is annotated as thioesterase superfamily member 4. The coding region runs from base 416 to 1192 and encodes 258 amino acids. NCBI's taxonomy places the organism in Eukaryota, Metazoa, Chordata, Actinopteri, Siluriformes, Bagridae. The record is from RefSeq and is a predicted model, not a curated record. The transcript is spliced from 6 exons.